AUGUCCCGCUACUCCUCGGACAAGAGCAACCUCAACGACUUGGGGUCGCACCUAACGAACGUAGCGGCCGGGAUCUCAGCGAAGCAGGUUCAGAAGCACAGCGGCAAGGCUGCCUACAAGAGGACCGGAGCCAAAUGGGACGUGAAUAACCUGAAGUCCUACCUGCUGACCACGGCAGGGGUUGAUGUCGUGAAUCAGCUCUUCCAUGACAUCGAGGGCAUUGUCAUCCACUCUCUGCUCUCAGUUCAGAAGGCCUGGUCAGCAAACGAUUUGACAAGGUAUGGCUACGACAUCCUCAUUGACUCUGAGUACAAGCCCUGGCUUUUGGAGGUCAAUGCCUCGCCGUCGUUGACAGCUAACACCACGGCAGAUUAUGAAAUGAAGUAUGGGCUCCUCGAUGACCUCCUCACGUUGCUGGACAUCGAGAAGUACCUCAGCGGCAAUGAGCUGCAGGUCGGCGGCUUCGACUUGCUCUACAAGGACGGCUACCGCUACUCUCCUCCCGAGGGCUCCAUCUUCACGUCCUACUUGGGCUGCUACAACAACCGACUCACUCAGCUCCAACGCCUGGCCAAGACACGUGCUCAGGAGAUGAGGUCUGCGAGAAAGCCGAGCACCUCCGCCCCACCGGAAGCUACCUUUCCGAACCCGGAAGACCCCAGGCUCGUCUCGAAGUCGGCCAUGGUUUCCGAAUUGCUUGCCGAGAGGGUAGUGGAAGCCGUCCUGGCCCUGGAGCAACAGUCCAGCUCUCCGGAUCAGGUGCGAGAGGCAUGUGAGCUGUGCGAUGUUUUCUUGCAAAAGCAGCCCUCCGCGGAGCUUGCCCGGAAGCUGGUCAGCUCCGAAGCUCCGCCAGUUCAACGACUGGGUUUCCAGCUCACACUAACAUGGAUUCGAUCGAAGAUAGCAGAGAGCAAGAGGCCUUCCGGGCCGGAGUGGACAGCGAUGAAGGCCUGGCUACUGGAACUCUCGGGCUCCGACAGCUGGAGCAAUCCUAGCACCCCGAGCUACGUGCGCCGAAAGUGUGGUGAGGUCCUGUCUUGCAUUGCAAGGUUGGACUGGCCAGGUGCCUGGCCGGAGCUCUCUCCGGCUUUGCUCACUUUGCUUCGAUCACAAACGCUCGGAGUGGGCCCUGCCCUCGUGAGCUUAGGGGUGUGGUCACAGCUUGCUGAGUCCGUGGUGGAGGAUACGAAGGACAUGACAGCACAGCGCCGUCGGGAAGUGGCCGCUGGCAUGACGGAUCUCUUCGAGACGCCUUCAGGAGCCCCGGCCUUGGUGGAGGCCAUCCAGGCCACGUUGCAGCGCUUUGGAGGGGAUGGUCAGGUGGUUCGUGAAGUUCUCACGCUGUGCCGAGCCCUGCCCAGCGCAGUCCCGGUGAAGCUCCUGCUGCGGCAUCACUUUGAUAAGAUUGUCCAGAUUGGCUUCCAGUCUACCGGUUGCAAGGAGCUCGCAGUGACGGUUCUGGCCUCGUGGGCAGAACAGCUGGGAUCCCAGAAGCCAUCAGGCAAGGGCUCUAAAGGCAAAGGUGAGUCCACGUCGCCAGCUACCCACGACAUCUGUCGAUUGACGGCACUGAUCGCCAGACUCGUCGAAGAAUGCAAGUUCGACAUUGAGAGGCCGCAAAACUACGGCUACCACCAGCAAGUUGGCCGCGUGCUUGCUGACUUAUGCAGCUUCAAUGCCGCAGGCUUCUGUGAAGUCUUGCCACCUGCCGAGAUGGGCACUCUUUGGGCAGCACUUCUCUUCCUCCUGCGCUACCCCUCUGCCGCUCUUCAUAUCGAUGCAAUGACAAGCAUGGUCUCCCUGGCCCGGCAUGCGCCCAAGGUGUCUUCCCUCUCGGGGCCUAGGCCCCGGCCUCCGCUGGAAACCCUGGUGGGUGCCCUACACGUGGCUGCCCUCAAGGCAGACUUCGCUGAAGCCUCCAAGGCCAACGGGAUCUCCGCCUCUUCGGAGCGCAGUGCCUGGCUGCUCCGUUGCUUGGGCCCCGCUUCGAGCCAGAGGAGCCCUUCCACCAUUGCAGAGUGGUCCGAUUGGAUGGCGGUGUCGGCGAGCUUCGACGAGGUGGAGACGACCUCGUCUGGCGAGGCGACGAAGGCUCACAAGGUCGGAAUGGUUCGUACACUUUGCCGCGAGCUGCUCGCUGAGCUUUGCCAACCGGGGGCUGCGACGACCAGCGACGGGGAAGGCUUCGAUGCCCUGUGCCGCUUUGCAGGGGCUUUGGUCGCAAGGGCCUUGGCAGGCGAUCCGGCCUCGAGCUGGAGUGAAGAAUAUGACAGUGCUCUGGUUCUGGUGGAAGCUGCGGCUCUGGAGGCUCUCAAGUACGCUGAAAAGAACUCCAUCGAUCCGGGAGCGAUCUCCAAGCCGAUGCUAUCCUUCCUGCAACAGGUUUGCGUUGAAGCGCCUAGCUUCAACCCCUCCAUCGAGCAUCGCAGGCUCGAGUUUCUGUCAUCCUGCAGCCCGUUCUUCAAGCACUGGAGCGAGGAGGUGCUGCGAGAUGCUCUGACACGAAUCCUGGCGCCCAUCCGAUCACCCCACCCCGAGGCUCACAAAGCACAGCAGAAGGGAAUAAAGCUGGAGCAGAGGGCUUUGAGCACUUUCGUGGCCGUUUGCAAGUCGGGCGUCCUCCGUGCCAACCAGCUGGAGGCGCUCAACCAGGAGUGCAUGCAGCUUGCCAGCACCGUCUCCUCAGCACACGCCCGCGGCCAGCUGAUCGAGGCUUUGGCACUGGCUCUCGCAUCCUGUCCGGACCUGGAAAAGUCCCGACAAGUCCAGCUGUUCAACGGUGUGCUGGAGCAAGGCACCACGGCCUGGCUCGGCUCCGAGCUCGUGUCCAUGGAUGCAGAGGGUUUCCUGAGCAUGAUCUUGGCUGCCGCCCGGGAGUCGCCACCUUUGGCCGACUCCCGCCUCGAAGAGCCCAACUUGGCCAAACUGAGGGAUGCCAGGACUUUGCUCAGCAGCUUCACUGGCAUCGUGUCCCGCACUGCGCCUAGUACGAAACUCUUGGAGCCCAGCUUGCCCGAUGCUGUGGUUAAAGAAUGGGCACCUGGCAUCUUCCGACUGCUGCAGACGCUUGCCCACGUCUACGUUGAGGCGGCUGCCGGCGAUGAGCUUGCGCGGCUAUUGGUGUUUUUCCCGGCUAAGCCUGAGUUAGAGGGUGUGCUGGGGCGAUACCUGAGCUCGGACGAGGAAAAAGAGAUGCUGGAGAAGUUUUCCGGGGGCCUGAAUCCGCGCUGGAUCCUGGCCAUCCGUGGUCUCGUGCAUGAGCUCCGAUGCCAUGCAGCCAAAGCAGCUCGUUCAUGCAUGGCCUGCCAUGGUUUCUGGGAGAUGGACGACUCUGUGCUAUGGUUGAGGGACGUUGCACAGAGCAUCACUGGUAUGCGGCCUCACACUGGAGAGCUAUAUCUGCGAGAGCUGUUUAUGCCCCUGGUCAGGACCCAAGGUCUCAUGCAGGAUGCACGCCUGGGGGACUUUUGCAAAGCAUUCUUGCCUGCCCUAAUCAAGGGAAUCUCAACGAGACUUCAAGACGCCUGGGCCGUGAACGGUGUCGACGCGGAGUCGGCCGUGGUGAAGAUGAGCACUGAAACUGCGGGAUUUGCGUGGCUCGACCCUGCACAUGCCGCGGCGGCCGUCUCCUUCUCCCGAGCAGCGGUUCACCUGCUGGCUGCCUUAGCCGGGACUGAGCUGCCUCAGGCAAAUCAGCUGGAAGAUCCACAGGUUCGGGUCUUCCAAGCCAAGCGGUCGGUACCCCAAUCGUCAGGCAAUCGCAAGAAGAGGAAAGGCCAAAAUGCCAACAGGUUCGCCGCACUGGAACAUGGGGAUGCCAUGGAGGCGGAGGCGCAAGCUGAGCAGGUGGUCAAGCCGCAGGCAGGGCGCAGUGCUCCAACCGGUCUGGUUGCGAGCAUCCUCAGAGACAGCCAGCUCCGCGAUACGCUGCGUGGGGCACUCGCGGAGUUCCUGCUCGUGCCGGAGAAAGAGACAGUGACGCGUGCUUUAGCUGGGCUGACGGCCUGGACCUCGCAGCUCUGGAACAUGAUAGCACGUGGAGAGGAUUUGGCUGCUCUCUCCACGGGGAGCUCUGCCGGGGAUCGAUUACCCGAAACCGGCGAGAUCCUGCACGUGGCAAGCGAUGUUCUGCGGAUCAUUCCACGAGGAAUCCUGAAACCAAUCGGGGAGGUCGUCGCUGGCAAAAGUCCUCGCCUGCCCUCAGAUGGAGGUGCCCUCUGCAAUGCGGUGCAGCACAGCUGGAGCAGCUUUGCUGCGGCGAGCGUGGCAGACAGCAAAGCAAGCCCUUCUCUCCUGGUGAGCGAAUGCACGAACCCAAUAUUCAUCGGCUUACUGGUGUUGGUGAAGUUCUUCAAACUCCAGUGCCGGAAGCUGGAGCUGUCUACCGACGCUGCGCAACUCUAUCUGUGUCCACCGCUGGUGGAGGCUUUGCGAGUUCUGCAGGAGCUGCCGAACACGAGCCAGGAUGAUGCCGAGACACUGCUGGACAGCUUGCUGAAGGAAGGCGGGGCGGGAGUCUCCCGAGACAUGCAAAGAAACCUGGUCCGCGCCUUGCUCUUCGAAGCAUCGCCAGGGUUCGCCGCGAUGGGCACUACCACCUCGACGGAGAUCGGGGGUGUGCGGGUGUUCAAGGUGAGCCCUGGCAGCCCCGCAGCCGAAGCGGGCCUGGAGGUCUUUUUCGACUUCAUCCUGGCCAUCAACGGCAUCCGGUUGGAGCCCGGUGAGCAGUCAGUUUUCGCCAAAAACAUCCAGGAAGCAGAAAAUGGAUCGGCGAAGCUCACGGUGUACAACACCAGAGCCAACAUGACCAGGGAGGUCGCCGUGAUGCCCAGAAAAUGGACGGGUACUGGCCUUCUCGGUGCGACAGUGCGCUAUGAUGCCGUCGAUGUCGCCGAGAACCACGGCAUUCGAGUUCUGGAGGUGUUUCCGAACUCGCCCGCGGCGCACGCAGGCUUGGUGCCGUUCCAGGACUUCUUGCUUGGAACUCCCCAGAGAGUCUUCCACGACAUCGACGAGCUCGUCGAAGUUGUGCAAGCAAACCUGAAUGAGCGCAUGCAGGUUUACGUCUACAACGCCGACACGGAGUCCAUCAGAGAGACCAUCCUCGUGCCCAACAACUCCUGGGGCGGUGAUGGCUGCAUUGGCUGCGACAUAG
Symbiodinium necroappetens is the source of this 5155-nucleotide messenger RNA. Lineage: Eukaryota; Dinophyceae; Suessiales; Symbiodiniaceae. The record is from the annotation of a GenBank genome assembly.